AUGGCUGCACCGCUUCCCGUGGUUCAGGGCAAGGUGGUGGGCAGGCCGGUGGACAUCGAACAGCCGCACCCGCACAGCGCCAUGCCCCAUCCCGUGCCACAGCCGGCCUUUCCGGAGCACCUGGAGGUCGCGCAGCUAGCUUGCAGAGAUGCUCAGCUUCCCCCAGAGAUCCGGCUCGGCUUCGUGAAGAAAGUUUACGGCAUCCUUGGGAUGAUGGUGGUGAUCACUUUCGGGAUCAGCUUGCCUUUUGUCUUCGCCACCCAGCCGACCCUGAACUUCUUUCACCAGCAUGUCUGGAUUCUCUACAUCGUCGGCGCGGUCUUCCUGGCCCAGCUGGUUUUCGACUUGGCCAUGUCCUGCCAGAUGUGCUGCGGUGGCACUGGCCUCAUUGAGAGCUACUUCCGCAUGAUGAAGACGGCACCCUGGAACUACUUGUACCUGACCACCUUCUCCUUGUGCUUCGGUGUGCUGGUGGGGUUCAUCUGUGCAAAGUACAAGGCGCAGUCGGUGGUGCUCGUCUUUGCGCUCACGGCGGUGCUCAUCAUCGCCCUCACGAUCUACGCCGUGCGCACCCAAGCGGACUUUACAGGCUGUGGUGCCUACAUCAUGGUUAUGAUCUUGGGGCUGAUCAUGCUCAUCCUUGUGUACUCCUUCUUCCCAGGCAGCGUCGUCGUCAAUAAGAUCAUCGCUGGAGUUGGAGCCAUGCUGUUCGGUUUCAUCAUUGUCUAUGACACCCAGCUAAUCUUCGGCUCUGCCUCUGCCGCUUUUGGCGGAGGCAAGCGCAACAUUGAGUACACGCUUGACAUGUAUGCUUUUGCUGCAUUCAACCUGUACCUGGAUUUUCUGAACUUCUUCCUCUACAUGCUCCAGCUUCUGGGUGAAAGAAGAUAG
Symbiodinium natans is the source of this 891-nucleotide messenger RNA. The record is from the annotation of a GenBank genome assembly. NCBI's taxonomy places the organism in Eukaryota, Dinophyceae, Suessiales, Symbiodiniaceae.